AUGUCGAUCUUGAGCUCAGCUCUCGGGGUACAGAAGACACGAAGAAGGGUAAGGAUUAUUGUGCAAGACGCAGAUUGCCUGCAGGAUCCAUCACCGGAUGUUGCUGGACUAGAUCGCAUGGAUGCGGAGUACCUUUCACGUAGGGGCGCCUUCGACUUUCCUCCAGCAGACACAGUUGACGCACUCCUACAUGUCUAUUUCGAACGCGUGCAUCCCAAUGCUCCGAUUUUGCAACGAGCUCAUUUCAUUUCAGACUACGAGCAGCGGAAAUUCUCGCCCUUUCUGCUGCAGUCUAUGCUCGCAAACGUCGUACCGUACGCGUCCGAGGCAUUGAUUCAAGAUGCCGGGUUCCCAGACCGAGCAACUGCUCAGCGUUCGUUCUUCCUCAAGGCCAAGCGACUGUAUGACUUUGGCCACGAAAAGAGUCAGCUGCGCCUUCUCCAGGGUUGCAUCAUGCUAUCAUCGUUGUCAUUCUCAUACUCUGUAGACUACGACUUCCAUUUCUGGUUCAACAAUGCUGUCAGAACUGCCACCCAAUUGGGUCUCCACCGAGACUCCACGAUCGAAGCCACGCCUCAUCUCGAGCGGACCCUGUUGCGGCGACUCCAGAACCUCCAAAGAAUACACGACUCAGACUUCGACACUGCACCAUUGGACGUGGCAGAUUUUGAACCGGGGGACGACGAUGGUUUCGCCCACGCCAUCCUGUGCAAAUCGACCAACAUUCACAAGCUCUACCUGGUUCAUGCAUGUCAAAUUGCCGUGAUGACCAGCCGCUUCGUCUCCUUGCUCUCACGCGGCGUCGAAGAGUUCGACCUCCAAGGCGCACAGCGUCUGGAGUCUGACCUGCUCCAUUGGCGUACAACACUGCCGACUGAGUUGCGCGCGGACAUCGUCUACGAGUGGUCUGCCGCCAACGUUUGGAUUCUUGUUCUGGCCGGGAUCAGCUACCGAUUUCAAAGCUUGCUAUACAGGACACUGGCUGAGCAAUACCGCCUUCUGAAUCAUGACCUGAGCGCGUUGCGUGCGUUACUCAAGCAGGAAGCUGCCAUGUUUGAGCUAGGAACCAUCAUCCGUCGCAUAAUCCUUCACGACCUCAUUCAGACGUGUCCCUUGUCUUUGACUACGCAAAGACUGACUUGUACCUCUACGCUGCUGGCAUUGCGUAUCGAGAUGGCACUGAAGCCGGACUCAUCGCCAAUUCGGAAGCUGAGAUUACAACCCCAAAUGUACGAGGACCUGGAGCAUCUGAAAGAAUCUUCCAGAUUCUGGACCCCUCUGAGAUGGCCGGUGAAGAUGUUCGAGGUCGUGCUGGCACGAAAUGAUUUGAAAUGGAAUCCUGCACAAUCGAGUGUUCGCCAACCGCCUACUGAUCAAAACGUGUCGACAUCGACGUACAACAGCCAGUCCGCUUCGCAAACCGCGGGCCAGAACAAUUAUGUUUCGAGCACAGAUGAUCCGUUCUCGGCAGAGGGGCUGAACGCAAGCUUCUGCGAAGAUCGUGAUACAGAGUCUUGGCUGCAGGAGCUACUGAGUUGCGGCUUUGCGGUGUGA
Messenger RNA from Cercospora beticola, 1554 nucleotides. Its product is annotated as fungal specific transcription factor domain-containing protein. Gene Ontology annotation, biological process: DNA-templated transcription. Lineage: Eukaryota; Fungi; Ascomycota; Dothideomycetes; Mycosphaerellales; Mycosphaerellaceae. Gene Ontology annotation, molecular function: zinc ion binding; DNA binding. The record is from RefSeq and is a predicted model, not a curated record.